GAGCUUACGAUGAUGAGGGCGUAGUCGAGCGCAUGGCCUGGAAGUGCCAGUAUAACGCUGGUUUAGGUUUUUACAGGCUACUGUACACUGUUUUAGUGGUUUAGUCGUUAUUUUAGAACACUUCUGAGAUGGACAUGUUUCUUUCAAACAGCUCUCAGGUAAAUACCACACUGCCGGCUGAAGACUGGACAUCUGUGUACUCAGCAGUGCGGUGGAUUCAAAUGUCAAUGGCACUUCUAAGUAUUUUAGGCUCUGGCUCCAUCAUUUUCUACACUGUUCUCCAAAAACAUGUAAAAACUUCUGAGGUACAACCUCUGUUUCUUUUGAGUUUAACGGACCUGCUGUUAGCUGUGAGCUGGUUGAGUGGCGCUCUUCUCUUCAGCAACUCCUGUGACUCCCAUGCUACCUGUUACAACCUCCACACUGUGGAGCAGACUCUCUUCAUGGCAUCCUUUUUCUAUACACUCCACUAUGUGUGGGUGCUCUACACUGGAUUGAAGGAGAAGUAUUAUUGCAGACUGAAUGGUAUCCCAGCUCAGCAUCCAACCCAAGCAAACCCAUGCAGUAAACUGGCAGCAGUUAUGUCCUGUGUUUUGCCAAUGAUGCUCACAGUGCCAGUGUUCAUAACAGGAAAUGUGUUGCACUGUUAUGUGAACUUUACCCAGCCCUACAGAUGUCUUUUGUUACACACCGGUGCUCUCUACCCAACCUCACAGGAGAGUGAGAUACUCAUGGCUUGUAAGAUCAUCAGUGACUACACCAUCGCUAUCUUCCUUAUAACCUUCUUCUUCACUCUCACUGGGAUUGUGGUGCUAAUGAUAAAAGCUCGCUCCUUAUACAAGCGCUGUGUUACUUCUCACGGCUUCUUUGCUGACCGUCAAUGGGCCACACUUCGUGUGCUGGAACAGCGCAUGUUCCUUUACCCAUCUGCAUUCUUUUUCUGCUGGGGACCAGCAAUUUUCCUGGCCACCAUGAUGUUAUUCAAACCAGAGGAGGUGGAAGGAAAGGUGGGAGUUAUCCUGUACAUUCUACAGGCCUUUACCUCUGGCUCUCAGGGUCUGUUGAACUGUCUGGUGUAUGGCUGGACCCAACAGCACUUCCGCACCCUAAGCAGAGGCACUGUGAGAGAUGCUGAUACCCAAACACCGCUGUUGCGCUCCCAGAAGCAAACUUACAACACACUCUGCUCAUCCAGCACAGGCAUGCAACAUAUCUGAGGGAUGAGAAAAGAAAAUACUUCAUAGCCCAACCUUUAGACUAAACUGCCUUAUGACUUGUCCUGAGGGAGUUAUGGUUAUUUGUGUGACACUUGCAAAAGAAAAAAGUCUGGACAUCCAUGCGUGAAUUGCAUCUCUGAAGAGCAAUGUACCUGUUGCCAUGGCAACAAUGCCAGAUGGCCAGUCAAGAUGGUUAAAGAUAAGGACAAAAAACCUUAUCUGAGAGUUUUGAAAAGUGUCUCAAAGAAGGAAGAGGUCUAGUAUUGGUUUUGUUAUGAGUCCUGCUGCUGCACCUGCCACCAGAAAGCUAACCAAGGGAAUUCCUCUACAAAGCCUUUAGCUAUGUUUAUAGACAGCAACAACCUUUACAUAAGGUUAGAGACUGAAUAGUAAAAUAAGACUUCUUUUUGACAACUGGCAGGAAAGGAUGAAAGUAACCUUUUUGAAGAUACACAUCAACGGGAACCAUACCUUUACAGGAGCCUUAUAUCAGACUCAGAAAUUCCAAAGGGCCCAACAACAAAUGCCACAAAAUCCACCAAACCCAAAUGAAGUUCUUUUACAGUAAGUGUUUACUCUAACACAUCAGAAUGGGUAGGUCCACUGCUGGCAUAAUCAGCAUAGUACAUGAAAAGUACUACAAAACCUAGCACAUUUACACUUUUUUUUCCCUUGGGGAAGCAGGUAAAACACAGGUACGUCAGAAAGCAGGGGUGUCCGUUCAUACAUAAGAUGAACACAUCUGUGACAAAAUCUGGGAAUUUUACACAUUUAUACGUUUUAGUUGUACAGCAUUUUUAAAAAGACACAAAGCAGCUUUAUCUAAAUCUGGAUGCAGAUUUAGCAUAUUGAAGCAAAGCAUUUGUAAUAAACACACGACAGGCCAUGUUACUAUACAGAAAUCUGCUUGAAUGACAGUGUGCUUUUUAACUGUUUAUUUUUACAUUUAAUGUUAUGGAACAUCUCGCUCCAUGUUAUAAACUGUUGCUAUCUUACCAGCCUUUCCUGUAUUUUCUCUCUUGGAGUUAAUGAGACAAAAAAGCUUGUCAUUUUAAGACUCCUCCCAUAAAUGUUACCUAAAUGUAUCCUAACAAAAAACGUCACCACAUUAGUGAUUAUACAUUGAGCAUCCAUCAAGUCCCUGUGUAUGAGCUGUUACUAAAACAAUAACGGUUUCGAAUGAAUACAUAUUCGAGAAUUAAACCGCACUGUUGUAUAAACACAAAAAAUAUGAAAUACAGUGGAUUCAGAAAGUAUUCAGACCCCUUUACUUGUUGCACACUUUAUUGUGUUGUGGAUUUGAUUUUGAAUGGAUAUAAUUGACAUUUUUACCCAUCAAUCUACAAUUAAUCACCCAUAAUCAUAAAAUGUUUUUAGAGAUUUUGGAAAAUUAAUUAAAAAUCAAAAACUGAAGUCUCUUAUUCACAAAAGUAUUCAGAUCCUUUAUUCAAUAUAUUGUAGAAGCCCCUUUGGCAGCAAUUACAGGUACAAAUCUUCUAGGAUACGUCUCUGCAAGCUUUGCACACAUAGAUUUGGGCAGUUUAUCCCAUUCUUCAUGGCAGAUCCUCUCAAACUCCAUCAGAUUGGAUGGCGAGCGUGAGUCGAGAAUAAGUGACUGCAGUGUGUGAUGAAGGGCAAGGGAUAGGGACUUAAGAAAAAAGGAAACAUGACGUACAUACACACUUUAUACUUUGGAAUUUGAAACAGGAAAUUUGCGGUUGAAUGUAGGACUAAAAUAACUUGAGAGUGAAAGGGAGAAAACUAUGUUUUCUCAGUAUGUUUGCACUGCCUAGACCCAAUGUCAUGUUUCAUUCACAUGUAAGAGCUUGUUCUGUCAACAUGUAUACAUGAUUAUUGUGAACUGUACAACAAAUGGCUUGAGGCAGUGAUCGUUAAGUUCACUUUUGAAUAAAACAAUACAACCCAAC
Molecule: messenger RNA, 3145 nt
Organism: Pangasianodon hypophthalmus (striped catfish)
Lineage: Eukaryota; Metazoa; Chordata; Actinopteri; Siluriformes; Pangasiidae
Gene: tmem116
Product: transmembrane protein 116
Exons: 11
Coding region: 129-1217 (362 amino acids)
Biological process (GO): adenylate cyclase-activating G protein-coupled receptor signaling pathway
Cellular component (GO): plasma membrane
Molecular function (GO): G protein-coupled receptor activity
Source: RefSeq, a predicted model, not a curated record